Molecule: messenger RNA, 2124 nt
Organism: Pistacia vera
Lineage: Eukaryota; Viridiplantae; Streptophyta; Magnoliopsida; Sapindales; Anacardiaceae
Product: acyl-CoA-binding domain-containing protein 4
Exons: 14
Coding region: 397-1920 (507 amino acids)
Molecular function (GO): protein binding
Source: RefSeq, a predicted model, not a curated record
GUUAACCAAAUCAUGUUUUCUGUUACUUCCAAGCCUAGGGAAGGUAUAUGCAAUUAACUCAUAUGCUAAAAAAAAAAAAAAAAAAAAAUCUGACAGCCAGUGCUGAGGAGUGUGUAUAUAAAUGGAGUAGCAAGAGAAACGGACGAUUUUGAGCUUUAAAGAUUUGUCCGUACGAAGACUCAUCAAACUCUUAGCCAGAGACUGAGAUCUCUAGGCUGUUGCUGGUGUUGGUGUGUACGAUUCUUCGGUUCACCCGAGAAUCAUCACCGUUCGAUUUCGUCGAUCUGAUCGCAUUUUUGACCAGAUCCAUUUCUCGAACAUUCAUAAACGCCUCUGAUUUCAUCAGAAUUCAACAAUUUAAAAGCCUUUUUGCAAACCAAAGAAAUUAAGAAAGAUAUGGAUAUCAGUAAUCGGCAUUCAGAAUUGUCCUAUGAGGAGUGGAUGGCACUCCCUGUUUCCAGUUCACGACCAUCAGCCCGAUACAAGCAUGCUGCUGCGGUGGUUGGUGAGAAACUAUACAUUGUUGGAGGGAGCCGUAAUGGUCGAUAUCUAUCUGAUGUUCAGGUUUUUGAUCUUAGAAGUUGUGCAUGGUCCAAUCUAAAACUCAAAACCGAGUUAAAUGCUGAGAAGACUGAAGACAGUGGAUCACAAGAAGUUCUUCCACCCAUGUCUGAUCACAGUAUGAUUAAGUGGGGGAACAAACUCUUAAUCGUUGGAGGGCAUUCAAAAAAAUCUUCUGUUGGCAUGAUAGUGUGGUAUAUUGAUCUUGAAACCAACGUCUGCGGUGUCAUGGAGACCUCCGGAAAAGUUCCAGCUUCUCGUGGGGGUCAUUCUGUGACAUUGGUUGGUUCUAGACUAGUUAUCUUCGGUGGAGAAGACAGGAGCAGGAAAUUACUAAAUGAUGUCUAUGUUCUUGAUUUGGAGACAAUGACUUGGGACACGGUGGAGACUACGCAGACACCCCCAGCUCCCAGAUAUGAUCACACUGCAGCUGUACAUGCAGAGCGAUACCUUUUAGUAUUUGGUGGGUGUUCCCAUUCAAUAUUCUUCAGUGAUCUUCAUGUACUGGACUUGCAAACUAAUGAAUGGUCUCAACCAGAAGUACAGGGUGAUUUGGUAACUGCCAGGGCAGGUCAUACUGGUAUAGCAGUUGAUGAUGACUGGUUUAUCGUUGGUGGUGGAGAUAACCGCAACGGUUGCCCAGAAACCAUUGUGCUGGAUAUGUCUAAGCUGGCUUGGAAGGUCUUGACAAAUGUGAAGGAAAGAGAUCCACUUGCUAGUGAGGGCCUCAGUGUAAGCACAGCAGUCUUUGAUGGAGUGAAGCAUCUGAUUGCAUUUGGUGGCUACAAUGGGAAAUAUAAUAAUGAGGUAUUCUUUUUGCAACUCAGACCAAGAGACAUUUCACUCCCGAAGAUAUUUAAGUCACCAGCAGCAGCAGCAGCUGCUGCUUCUGUGACUGCUGCUUAUGCCUUGGCCAAAUCUGAAAAGUUGGAAUUCCCUCAAUCAUUAAUCUUGAACUCUAAUGGAAACGGGAGCAAUCUUUCUGAACAAGAUGUUACAGUUGAUAUUGACGCAAUCAAAGAAGAGAAAAGAGUUUUGGAAUUGUCUCUAGCAGAAGCCAGAGAUGAAAAUUCCAGGCUCAGAGAAAAGGUUGAUGAAGUUAACAGUACUCAUGGUGAAUUGUCCAAGGAACUCCAAUCUGUCCAAGGUCAACUGGUAACCGAGAGAUCAAGAUGCUUUAAAUUGGAGGCACAAAUUGCCGAGCUACAGAAGAUGCUGGAAUCGUUGCAGACCAUAGAAAAUGAAGUGCAAAUACAUAGGAGACAAAAGUCUGCAUUGGAACAGGAGAUGGAACAAGCUACGGCUGUCGAGAGGCAAAGUUCAGGUGGUGUUUGGCGAUGGAUUGCUGGCAGCCAAUAGAAAUCAACCCCGAAUUCAAACAUCAGACUGUCUGCAUGCGUGAACUUACACAUCCACUGGAAUAUAUAUGAUUAUAAGCUUUGGGAGACUUCACAGCUGUCUUUUCUAUUUAUUAUUGGGGCACAACUCUGAAAUUGUAUGCCAACUUUUGAUCCCGGUAGGAGUUUUUUUUAAAGAUUAGUUUAAAUGGAUAGAAAUAUGAUU